AUUUGACUUCAGCCUGCUUCUGUCAUGGCGGAUUUGAUGGAGUUCACAGCUCCCAAACUACUUGGCCCGCGGAAAGGACACCUGGCUGCACGCUGGAGGAACCGUUGAAACACUUGGCCAGCUGUGAGCCACCAACAGCCGUUGUGGCCGCAUGCUGCAAGGAACUGAGCGAAUGUAUGCCGUUGCCAGUCAGCAAGCGCUUCUGAGAAGGGGGCCCGGCAGAGAGCACAUGGGCACGGGCUUCUUGCGAUUUGGCAUGCGCUUCCUGGCGAUUCCGGAGGGCGGCUGGUUACGCUUGUGUCCUCAAAGCAUCCGCCCCCCUUUGGCUUCCCCUUCAGCCGCUGGCCUGGAGGUGGACCAGGAGAACUUGUGGGUGGAAGCCGCUGAGCCCACCAUCCGUCCAGUGCUUGAAGAUCAGCACCGCUUUUCGCCGGGUGACAAGGUUGAGGUCAUUGUUGGAGAGCCCGGGCCCCGACUGGGUGAGUGGCUGCCGUGUCAGAUCCAAUCCUUAGGGGAUUGGCCCGGUACGUACCAUAUCUUCGUUGAAAACCAUGAGCGGAACAACAUUCCCAUGUGGUACUUCCGAACGCCCGGAGAUGACGACUGGGCUUAGCCUCGCGGAAAAGGAUGUCAACAGAA
Molecule: messenger RNA, 639 nt
Organism: Cladocopium goreaui
Lineage: Eukaryota; Dinophyceae; Suessiales; Symbiodiniaceae
Source: the annotation of a GenBank genome assembly